GAGCAAGGAGGACAGGUGCCUGUGUAAUCUCUGCUUUUAACUAUGGCACCACUUCUCUUGCCAUCACUCCUCCUGUUGGCCCUUCUGAGGGCCCUGCCGGGCACCCAGGCUGCGUGUCCUGUCCCUGCCACCCUGAAGCCCACCGAGGGACCCCGAGAAUGUGCCCGCCUUUAUGACAAGAGUGACGCCUACUAUGAGAAUUGCUGUGCCGGAGCUCAGCUGAGCCUGGAGCCCGGAGUCGACCUGCCCUACCUGCCCUCCGACUGGCACCGCAAAGCCUCCUCCCUGGUGGUGGGUCCCCGCUGUGAGCUCACAGUCUGGUCUCGCUCCGGCAAAGGGGGUAAGACCCGAAAGUUCUCAUCCGGAACCUACCCUCGCCUGGCGGAGUUUCGCCUCGGAAUAUUUGGUGAUUGGAAUAACGCCAUAGGGGCUCUCUACUGCAAGUGUUUCUAAGCUGGCCUGGGACCCCUCCUCAUCCAUCACAGCCCAAACCUUGCACCUGACCCCAUGCCCUCCUCAUUGCCACUUGUGACUGCUGACCAGCCAAAUGCCCAGGUGAGCACCUGGUCCCAACUCUGGUGCCCCGAGACUAUGAACCAUCAACUGCAGGGAUCCAGGAGACUAAGUUCCCAGAGCUCCGCUUCCAAGAACCCCGGAAUUCAGCCCAUUAGCCUUCUAGGGCUAGAGGAGUCCAUUCUAACCCAGAAUCCUAAAGUUAGCUGAGAUCCUGUAUCCCUUCCAGGAGUCCCAACUGGGCCCCUUGUUCUAUCCCAUAUGCCAUCAUCUGGACCCCAGAGCUGACCUGGACUAUGGAGACUGAGCUAAGAGUGAGUCAGGAACCCACUUAACUUGGACCCAGCCAGGAAGCCCAUAGGAAGCUCACCUGACCCUUCUUCCUUUUCCUCCUCACUCCAGGUCCUUUGCCCCAUUUUUCUGCCCUAUCGCUCACUCCUGCUGAUACGCUGGGGACAGUCUCAGAUGCUCGCUCACCCCCUCAAUAAAGAGCUUUUGUGAAACUA
This is a messenger RNA of Sarcophilus harrisii (Tasmanian devil), 1019 nucleotides long. It is a transcript of the gene SYCN, whose product is annotated as syncollin. Bases 43 to 453 code for a protein of 136 amino acids. The record is from RefSeq and is a predicted model, not a curated record. Gene Ontology annotation, cellular component: secretory granule membrane. Gene Ontology annotation, biological process: exocytosis. The transcript has a single exon. NCBI's taxonomy places the organism in Eukaryota, Metazoa, Chordata, Mammalia, Dasyuromorphia, Dasyuridae.